AUGGCGGUUGGAAAGAACAAGAGACUCUCUAAGGGCAAGAAGGGCCUCAAGAAGAAGACCGUCGACCCCUUCUCUCGCAAGGAUUGGUACUCCAUUAAGGCUCCCAACCCUUUCAACAUCAGAGAUGUCGGCAAGACCCUUGUCAACCGUACAACCGGUCUGAAGAACGCCAACGACGCGCUGAAGGGGCGUGUCGUCGAGGUUUCCCUUGCUGAUCUCCAGAAGGAUGAGGAUCACUCGUUCCGCAAGAUUCGCCUCCGUAUCGACGAGGUUCAGGGCAAGAACUGCCUGACCAACUUCCACGGUCUCGACUUCACAUCCGACAAGCUGCGCUCCCUCGUCCGCAAGUGGCAGUCCCUCAUUGAGGCCAACAUCACUGUGAAGACGACUGAUGAUUAUCUCAUCCGUCUUUUCGCCAUUGGCUUCACCAAGCGCCGCCAGAACCAGAUUAAGAAGACGACCUACGCCGCUUCUUCCCAAAUCCGUGCCAUUCGUCGCAAGAUGACCGACAUCAUCCAGCGUGAGGCUUCCACCUGCACCCUCACCCAGCUUACCUCCAAGCUUAUUCCCGAGGUCAUUGGCCGCGAGAUCGAGAAGGCCACCCAGGGCAUCUACCCCCUGCAGAACGUACACAUCCGCAAGGUUAAGCUUCUGAAGGCUCCCAAGUUUGAUCUGGGUGCUCUGAUGGCUCUUCACGGCGAGUCGGGGACGGAUGACCAGGGCCAGAAGGUCGAGCGGGAGUUCAAGGAGCGUGUCCUGGAGGAGGUUUAA
Messenger RNA from Akanthomyces muscarius, 771 nucleotides. RefSeq lists its product as uncharacterized. Gene Ontology annotation, cellular component: cytosol; ribosome. The coding region runs from base 1 to 771 and encodes 256 amino acids. Lineage: Eukaryota; Fungi; Ascomycota; Sordariomycetes; Hypocreales; Cordycipitaceae. The record is from RefSeq and is a predicted model, not a curated record. The transcript has 5 exons. Gene Ontology annotation, molecular function: structural constituent of ribosome. Gene Ontology annotation, biological process: translation.